CGCUUCCCACGCUAAGCUUCAAAAAUGCCGAUGUUCACUAUAGCCACUUUCGUAUAUAUUGCCCGACAGGGAACCGUCUAUUUUGGUGACCGGCUUUCUAGUGACCGGCUUUGUUUCGACGACGAAGAUAUGUUGGAAUUCUUCUCAAGACAGCUUAUAGGCGAAGCACAAACAUCUACCUUUGAUAAGUUGUACCCUACUUUUUCAGUACAGUGGUAUCAACAGGACGACAUCAUCGAUGUUUUUGAUGACCCACGAAGCGUUAUUAUUGAAACGGUUUGGAUUUUUGACUUAGACGGCGAUAUUCUACGAUUCAACAAGAAGGACCACAGUCUUUAUGUCCCUCUUAGUCUAGUUCGCCAGCGUCCCAUACUCAUUUCCGAUUUCGAGCCUUACGAACGCCCAACGCCCCCAAACCACACCUUGGAUCUUGGUUUCCAACCACCAUAUUGGGAAAUGCAGCAUGUCGGAUUAGACUUGCAGUGUCUGGCGCGGCGCAAAGCUUUUGUUUGCAGGGCGCUCGCUGACUUUGCGUUCCAGUGGAGGCAUAUUCUGUGCAGUCGUUAUAACGACUCGACGUUUCAAAGGCUUGCCUACGGAAUUGUUAGGAUUGCUACUUUUGACUUUGACGUUGAAGAAUAUGACUAUCCACAUUUGGAAGUUACCGCGCCUCUGGUUUUUAUUCACAUGCUUCCGGAGUGGGAAUCCUUCCAUGGUCAAAUUGUCCCAGUCGGCAGGAUAUCUGUUGUACUUUCCCGAGAUCCUCAACACGCUCUCGCCCUAAUUCGAGAUGAUUUCGCAAAUCGAUCAGCCCUACAAUGCGACUCUUCCGGAACUGAUAGCGACACUACAUACCUCAUACUAUCAGUGCAACAUAUCGUUCUUUAUCAGAUUAGUCGCCGUUAUGAAAGAUACACAAAACCCGUGCGUUUGCUUGAGGGCACGCAUCCUCCCUCCGAUGAAGCCAUCGAGCUUCUACUCAAAACUACACAGGUUAGUUCUCCUAAAACUCGUAUCAACAGACUCCCCGUUGAGCUGCAGGAUAUGAUCCUUGACGAGAUAUCGGAAGGGCCGAUUGAGCGCGCCAGAGUCGGCUGCAUACUUAAUGCUGGAACUUUAUUCCAAUGGAGAAGCGGUGGCCGGGACAUAGAGAGAGAAGAAAGUUGGUCAGGCAGGAUUGAGGAGACUCCUGUGGAGUCACAUAUUCUUUUCGGCGAUCAUUUUAGUGGUGUGGCGUACAGGUAGGCUUACUGUAGAUGCGACUUUUGAAAAGGUCCAAAGAUUGAUAUAUACCCGUAAACGAGCCUUUUGUUUUGCAUUUAUUUGAAGUAAUUAGAAUACAGUAUCAUGCCCCUUGGAGCAUCAGCGACCCCGGCAAUAGUCUCUGUCUACCUACCCUUACCACAACAUCAAAUUACAUGAUUUUAAAGUAAUUUAAAGUUGCAGCUAUAACCAAAGAAGAUA
Molecule: messenger RNA, 1464 nt
Organism: Aaosphaeria arxii CBS 175.79
Lineage: Eukaryota; Fungi; Ascomycota; Dothideomycetes; Pleosporales
Exons: 4
Coding region: 25-1245 (406 amino acids)
Source: RefSeq, a predicted model, not a curated record